AUGUCGACAACAGCCUUUGAUUUCAGCACUCACUCUCAUCGACGCUAUAAUCCAUUAACUCGUUCUUGGGUUCUCUGUUCACCCCAUCGUACACAACGUCCUUGGCAAGGCCACCGAGAAAGUCAACAAGUCGAUAAGAUACCCACGUACGAUCCGAGAUGUUUCUUGUGUCCAGGCAACGAACGAGCCAAUGGCGAUCACAAUCCACUGUACACCAGCACUUUUACAUUCCCAAAUGACUUUUCAGCUGUGCGACAAGAACAACCGGCACUCGAAACGACUCAAUGGACUCUUGAUGACGAUGACGACCAAGACGAUUUGCUGCGUGUAGAAGGAGUACGAGGAGAAUGCCACGUGAUAUGCUUUUCACCACAACACGAUUUGACGAUGGCGGAGAUGCACGUGGAGCAAGUUGGACGAAUAGUGGAUGCAUGGAUAGCAUUGUAUCAGGAGAUGAGCAACAAGGAGCAUGUGCGUCACGUACAAAUAUUCGAGAACAAGGGUCAAGCAAUGGGAUGCUCCAAUCCACAUCCACAUGGACAAGCAUGGUGUACCGAGCAAAUACCCCAAGAAGUACAAGUUGAAUUGGAUUCAAUGCGGAUGUAUCGUGAUACCCAUCAUGGUCGAUGUCUCUUGUGUCAAUACAUGCAAAAAGAAAUUACUUGUCGAACACGCCUUGUCAUUGAAAACGAUUCCUUCGUAUGUGUUGUCCCAUUUUGGGCUGUGUGGCCCUUUGAGACUCUUGUUUUCCCAAAAUCGCAUCUUAGUCGACUUUCCGAUUUGACACCUUCGUUACGGCAUGAUCUUGCAGAUAUACUACGACGUGUCACCUGUCGCUAUGACAACCUCUUUGGAUGCUCUUUUCCAUAUUCAAUGGGUAUCCACCAGAGUCCCAUCCGCAGCAGCAAUGAAGAUGAUCAUGAUGCUUUUGCGCAUUUGCAUAUCCACUUUUAUCCCCCGCUGCUACGCAAUGCUACGGUUCGAAAAUUCUUGGUUGGCUACGAGAUGCUGGGUGAACCACAACGUGACCUUACACCUGAACAAGCUGCUGAACGACUACGAGCAUGUUCUGAAGUGCAUUACAAGCAUCGGCAAGUCAAUGGUUACACGAAUGGUGCAAUGGAAACUGCUGGCAGAUAA
This is a messenger RNA of Lichtheimia ornata, 1140 nucleotides long. Its product is annotated as galactose-1-phosphate uridylyltransferase. NCBI's taxonomy places the organism in Eukaryota, Fungi, Mucoromycota, Mucoromycetes, Mucorales, Lichtheimiaceae. The transcript has 2 exons. Gene Ontology annotation, cellular component: cytoplasm. Bases 1 to 1140 code for a protein of 379 amino acids. Gene Ontology annotation, molecular function: zinc ion binding; UDP-glucose:hexose-1-phosphate uridylyltransferase activity. Gene Ontology annotation, biological process: beta-D-galactose catabolic process via UDP-galactose, Leloir pathway. The record is from RefSeq and is a predicted model, not a curated record.